AAAAGGUUCCCUUAAUUAAGAAAAAGGAGAGAUGGUAAAGCUUUUCAGGUACCCUGCAAAAAAAAUUUUUGGUUUAAUAGGUGAGAAAAGAUCCGGGUAACUGAAUAUUUCAAAUAUAGAAAGAAAUACAUGAUCGAAGUUAAUUAUUACUAUGCUUGACUUUUGUCCUUAGCUUUAAUACAGUACAACAUCUCUUUCAAUAACAUAAUAUAACGUAAUAUUACUAUUGCUAGGAAAGAGAUGUCGGACUUAUCAGCUCAAUUAUCUGCAUUCAAAAAUAAGCUCAAAAAUGGUCCAUCUGUAAUUGCAGCUAGAAGACCUAUUGGUAUUAAGUCCAAUAAUAAUAAUAAUUCAACUCCACCUACUCCAAGAAGUACUAAUCUUAGUAAUUCUACUAGUAGUAUAUCAUCACCUUCUUCUAGGAAUGGGAAUGGAAGUGGUACCAAAAGAUCAAAUGAAUCGGUAACUGAUAUCCUUAAACGUCAAAAAUUAAGUAAUGAUGGGAAUCUUUUAUCUGGUUCACAUUUGGCUACUUAUUUAUUAUUGGCUACUGAAUAUAUUAAACAAUAUGAUCAUCCUAUUCCAGUUUCAAAACUACUGGAUUAUUUGUCCUUUGAUGUUCAUCUUACAUUAAUGCCUUUAUUUAAAGAAAUUGAUAGAAUUAAUUAUGAUCCUGAAGCUGAUACAAUUCAAUAUGUUUCUUUACAUAAUAUUAGAUCACCAGAAGAUUUAUUAAAUUUCUUAAGAGGUCAAAUCACUUUUAAAGGUACUCCAGUAAAAGAUUUAAAAGACGGUUGGGCAGGAUGUAUAGCUGCUAUUAAUUCAUUAGAAGAAGAAAAUAAAAUACUUGUAUUAAGAAAUAAAAAGGAAAAUGCUCCAAGAAUGAUAUGGAUAAAUGAAGGACCUAAAUUAGGUUCAAUAGAUGAUGAAUAUAAAGUAAUGUGGAAUGAUGUUAAAUUACCUGAUCCAGAUAAUUUAUAUCAAUCUUUAAUAGAUCAAGGUUUAAAACCAACUGGAGCAGAUCCAAAUUUAAUAAAGAAGAAGCCUCAACAACAAGAAAAGAAACAGAAGAAAGCCAGAAGAGGGAAGAUAACCAAUACACAUAUGAAGGGAAUAUUAAAGGAUUACUCACAAUUAGUUUGAUUUUGAUUUGAAUUUUUAUUAUUUUGAAUUUUGUUAUUCAAAUCCGUUCACUUAAUGCAUAGAUGAUUUUCAAGUUUUGUAUACGUUGUAGGAUUAUUGUAGAUGCUAUCUCUACUUAUAAGAGUAUAUUAUGGAAUGAGUGGCGUAAUUUUCUUACCAGUAUCGCAUUUUUAAUUUUUUUUCGCUUUCAGAAAAGACCCAGAUAGAGAGACAAUAUAACGUACA
Molecule: messenger RNA, 1368 nt
Organism: Scheffersomyces amazonensis
Lineage: Eukaryota; Fungi; Ascomycota; Pichiomycetes; Serinales; Debaryomycetaceae
Product: transcription factor TFIIE subunit
Exons: 1
Coding region: 241-1143 (300 amino acids)
Biological process (GO): transcription initiation at RNA polymerase II promoter
Cellular component (GO): transcription factor TFIIE complex
Molecular function (GO): TFIIH-class transcription factor complex binding
Source: RefSeq, a predicted model, not a curated record